Messenger RNA from Cryptococcus deneoformans JEC21, 871 nucleotides. RefSeq lists its product as hypothetical. NCBI's taxonomy places the organism in Eukaryota, Fungi, Basidiomycota, Tremellomycetes, Tremellales, Cryptococcaceae. The transcript is spliced from 4 exons. The record is from RefSeq and is a predicted model, not a curated record. Gene Ontology annotation, molecular function: coenzyme A diphosphatase activity. The coding region runs from base 13 to 750 and encodes 245 amino acids.
GCUGCAUCCAGUAUGCCCCCACGGACAUUCACUCCUUCUGUACUCACCAGUAUAUCCAGAGCACUCAAACCUCCCAGCUUGCCUCCUAUCAUUCCACCUCAUACUCAAACCACCGCCAGUAAUCGACCACCUACUGAUGCAGCCGUCCUGAUCCCACUCAUGAACAUCAAUUCAGAACCUCAUAUACUUAUGGAGCUACGGGCGAGUAGUAUGAGAGUACAUGCUGGUGAAGCGAGUUUUCCUGGUGGUAAAGCAGAUGAUACAGACAGAGACCUUGUACAUACUGCCUUGAGAGAGGCCCAUGAAGAAUUGGCUUUACCGCCUUCUAGUGUUGAAAUCCUCGGUAUGUUAGAUCCGGAAUACAGCCUUGGUAAUCGUUCUCGGGUUUGGCCUUUCGUGGGUUUCAUUCACUCGGCACCACCGCCAUUUUCCAACGCGGUGUCCUCCCUGUCGUCACUUCCACUAUCCUCCCUAAUACUGUCAUCUGCUGAGGUUUCUGCCAUCUUACCCCUUCCUCUCUCAGCGCUAUCUGAUCCCAGACGCCGCUCCAUACAUCUCUUUCGUCUGAACAGGUUCCGACCAUAUUACAAGAUAAGGGCAGAUGAUCUCGUGAUACCUCUGCCGGGCAGUAAGGUUGAUAUACCAGAACAUUUGGAAAUAUGGGGAUUGAGCGGUUGGUUAUUGAAUAAGUUUGCGGAGAAAGUUGGAUGGUUGGAUACGCCGGAAAUUGAAAAAUCUCCUGAGGACUAGGGUAUGAAAAUGGGGGCGAGGUAUUAGAUGAAGGGGCAUGGUGGAUGCCUUCAAUAUAAGGGGAAAUGUGAUUGAAAUAAUGAUCAACAGACAAAUAUUCACAAUUAUAAUGACAUUAAAU